UCUUCCUCUUCCCACCCUCAAACACCAAAACCCUACUCUCUCUCUAUAUCUUGAUCAAUCAAUGGCUCAGAGGCGCCUUUCUGCGAUGGAAAACCCUCCUUCUGCUUCUUCAUCAGAAGACGAAUCGGAAGAAAUCAACGACAAAGAAGUAGAUCCAAAACAAAACCCAAAUGUUGAAUCUCAAGAAGACGAAGAUGAGGAGGAAGAAUCUGAUGAUGAAGAAGAAGAAGAAUCAGAUGAAGAGAAAGAUAAAAAGAAACCCUCUGAGCCCGAUUCUUCUUCUGACUCUGAAGAAUCUGAUCCCGAAGUCCACUCCGCCGAUACCCAACCCUCCCCGUCCGCCUCCGAUUUCACCAUCAAGCCCAUCGCCUCCAAACCAAUGCUCGAUUCGACCAAGCCCAAGAAACCACCCUCCAAACCUGCUACCCCGCCAUCGAAACUCUCGAAGCGCCUGGCUGAGAUCGACCCCAAUAAUGGGAAGGACUCUCAGAAAAAGAAGGUGAAGGUCUCUAAUGGCGAUGAGAAAGACGGUGCUGUGGAAGAGAAGAAGUUCACGAUCAAUAGGUUGUGGAACGAGGACGAUGAGAUCACGGUGUUGAAGGGAAUGAUUGAGUUCCAGUCGAAGAAAGGCUCUGAACCUCAUGCUGAUAUGGGUGCUUUUCAUGAGUUUAUCAAGAAAUCGCUUCGUGCCGAUGUUUCCAAGAAUCAAUUGGUGGAUAAGGUGAGGAGGCUGAAGAAGAAGUACCAAAUCAAUGCUGAGAAAGGCGAAGAUCCGACUUUUUCCAAGCCUCAUGAGCUCAAGACCUUUGAACUUUCCAAGAAAAUUUGGGGUAAUGGUGGAGCUAGUAAUGCUGUUGAUGAUAAUGCUCCAAAGAAUGAGGCUAAAAAAUCAAGAAAGCGAAUCAAGGUCAAUAAUUCUGCACCUUCUCCGAAAGAAGUUAGGAAAGAGCUCGUCUUGCCAGAGGCAUCGAAGGUUGAAGCAAAGGACCCAGUGCCUGAUCAGAAGGAAUUUUGGGUUACGUUUCCUUGCUUGAAAGAGUCUCUGGAGUUGAAGGAGUAUUCUACAUUCUCAAUGCCAGAGCUUGGAAAGAAUUUAUUGAAGGAUGGUAUGAGUACGAUUGGGAGCGCGAAAGCUAUGGAGUUGGAAGAAAAGUGGAAGAUUUUUCGCCAGGAGGAAGUUGCUCUAUACCUGAAGAGGACAGAGUUGAUCCAGGAGCAGACAAAGCUGAUAUUGGAUGCGAUGAAGUCUGCAAAACCCUAAGGUUAUCUUGGAGGUAAUUACUGGUAUAUGGUUGUUUCUUUUGAUGGAGAUGGUUUGAAUCCUUUUUUUUUGAAGGGUUAUUUGUCUGUUUCGUUAAAACUACAGGGCUUUAAAAGUUUUGAGUAUCUUUUAAUUAAUUGUCUGGAUAGCAAGUUUUGCUUGUAGACUAUUUGGCUUUUGAAAUUUACAUGGUUUUAUGUUGUUUAAUAUAAAUAUUUUCAUGCAUUUCAGUUUUGUGUUAGGGUUUUAUUUCUUGGUCAAUGGAUGGAUAUAAUAUUUCUCAA
Messenger RNA from Camellia sinensis, 1545 nucleotides. Its product is annotated as STOREKEEPER protein. Lineage: Eukaryota; Viridiplantae; Streptophyta; Magnoliopsida; Ericales; Theaceae. The record is from RefSeq and is a predicted model, not a curated record. Gene Ontology annotation, biological process: regulation of DNA-templated transcription. Gene Ontology annotation, cellular component: nucleus.